Messenger RNA from Cuscuta campestris, 749 nucleotides. NCBI's taxonomy places the organism in Eukaryota, Viridiplantae, Streptophyta, Magnoliopsida, Solanales, Convolvulaceae. The record is from the annotation of a GenBank genome assembly.
GCCGAAGACUCCCUCUCCUACAUUGGGCCGGCCUCUUCAAGCAUAGCUGGAGCCGGAGAAUCGGCAGCAAGAAUUGCAGCGCGCACAAGGAAGUCCUAACCCACCCUAGACGGAAGAAGCAAUUCUCGCACCUAUAAAUCGAUAAAUCGAGGGAGGCGCUGCGAAGAACACCACCACCACCUUCAAGAACAAAAAUCAAAGCCACGAUCAAAGGAUUACUGGAUAACAAACAAUCUGAGGGCCAGGAUGCAGCAGCGACUGAGAACACAUCCGUGCUGCGAAUGCGGGGCCUACCAUAUUCAUUCAUCAAAGAGGACAUCAAGAAGUUCUUUGAAGACUUCGUCUUGUCAGACGAGUCGAUCCACUUCAGGGUAAACGCCGAAGGGAGGCCGACAGGUGAAGGGUUCGUGGAGUUUCGUGGGCCCGAGGACGCGAAGGCGGCGCUGGCAAAGGAUAGGAUGACGCGGCAGUCGCUACAUUGAGCUUUUCCCUUCAUCACUUGAGGAACUGAGUGAGGCUCUUUCAGGGGUGGUUCAUUGAGAAGGCAUAUGUGUUCUUUGUUAGGCUUCUUAGGGAGGGGAUGGUUUAUUGAGGUUUUUUCUUAUCUUUUUUCUCCUCCCAGUUGAAGCAUUAACGGAUGGUGUGUUCUAAUGUCAUCUUUAUACUUGAAGUAUGAAUUCAUCUGAGACUUUUAUUUAUUAAUGACAAAAAAAACCAUUUUCUUUCCAAAUUAAAAUUACUAGGAAGUU